AUGGCAUCGGUGGUUCAGCACGGCCGACGAAGAGGCUCCAGUAAGAGAGGUGAGAGCUAAAGCAACAGAGUUUUAGCUGAUGAAGACAGCUGGACUAUCCAGCCACCAGACCUCCGACAAGUCACUGUCCUAACCAAGGCUGAAUGGCUGAGGAUUCAAGAUGUAUUGAACGGGGUUAAUAAAGAUAAGGACAGUAUGAAAGAGGCGGCAAAACAGAGAGAGGCCCUGCAUCGGGAAUCAGAAGAGGUGGUGAAACUGUGGUCCAAUACUUUUGCUGGCCAAAGGCAAAAAAAACUAGAGGCGAAGAAGAUUCAGGAGGAGAUUGAGGAGGAGAAAAGGAAACUGACUGAUGAAGAAGAGGCCAAAUAUCAGGAGCAGAAGCGGAAAGAGGCCAUCGAAAAAGCCAAAACUCAGCUGUAUUAUCAAAGUGACCGUGUUAGAAGAUUACAUGGUGCACUCUUGUUGACAGAGGUGCUGAAGGAGAGGGAGGCCCAGACUGAACUGAAGCAAAGAAUCAAGAGCGCCUCAAAAGAUGUGGACAAACACUUCCUGGAUAUGGUGAAGACUAAAGAGGACAAAGCCUUGAAAGAGGAGCAGGAGAAGGCACAUCAGGAAAAGCUUGAGCGGCAGGCUGUUGCAGAGCACCUGAAACGCCAGAUGAAGGAAAAUGAGCUGGUGAGAGAGCAACAGAAGAUAGAGAACAAGAAGGAUGGAGAGGAAACCCAGCGUCUUCAGGAGCAGCAUCAGUUGGAGCAAAGGAAGGAAGAAGAAAGACGAGCAAAGCAGAAGAGAAACCUUAUGAAAGAUCACUUGGAACACCUUGCCAACAUGGAACUCAUAAGAGCAACAGAUGCACAAAAACAGGAGGCUGAGGAGAAGCAAAGGAAACUUUUUCUCUCUGCAAAACAAAAAAUGGUGAAGUUACAAAAAGAAAGAGUAGCAGAAUUGCAAAGAGAGGCACAGAUGCACAGAGAGAAGAUCAUGAACAAACUGACAGUCACACAGCAGCAGCAAACUGUCAGUGAGGAGCAGAGGAUCGCAAAGGCUGUCGCUGAGCAAGAUGCAAGACAGGCACAACAGCAGCAGGAGCAGGAGGAGAAGAAGGCCACCAUGAUGAAGUCGAUCACUGCACACAGAGAAGCUAUGAGACAAGGAAAGGAGCAGAGGGACAAAACAGCACAACGGAAAGACCGAGACACACUUCAAGCCAAGAAAGAGGCUGACAGAAUAUUUUCUGAGAAACAACAACUGAAGGCUCAGCAGAUCAAAGAACAUAGAAGACAAUUACAAGACUUCAAUGCCACACAGAUGGCUGAGAAGAGCGCCAGGCACCAGCAGCUGAGAAGGGAGGAACUCGAGUUUGAUAAGAAGAACGCAGAACUCAUUGCUGAAGAGGAAAUCCAGUUUCAGCAGUAUUCACAGCAAGUCAUCAAUGCGGCGGGGGAGGCCCAGCGAAACGUCUUUCCACUUUGCAAAGCUGCAAGGGAGGGGGCUGAAGCAGGCUUAGGUCUCGUUGCUAGUGGAGUCAGACCUCGCUACCUUGUUCAGGACCGUACCGGUGCUCAAAUGCCCAAAUAUGUCUCUGCAGUCACCCAGAACAUUAAAGAGCUUAAUGAGGUUGUAGACAUUCAAGAGGCAAAGAGGAGGGUUGGAUUUACAUGGUGA
Chelmon rostratus (copperband butterflyfish) is the source of this 1665-nucleotide messenger RNA. RefSeq names its product coiled-coil domain containing 173 (gene cfap210). NCBI's taxonomy places the organism in Eukaryota, Metazoa, Chordata, Actinopteri, Chaetodontiformes, Chaetodontidae. The record is from RefSeq and is a predicted model, not a curated record. The transcript is spliced from 9 exons.